CGAGAAAAUAGAAUGAAAGGUGUCCCAUCUUCCCCAACCCUAUAUAUGCAGGUUACAUAGCAGAAUAUAUUUGACAGAUAUUAUAUAUCCUGUUCUAUAUUUUAUUGUAUUGAGUUUAAUAGAAGAAUCUGUUUUCAAUCUUUUGUGUUCAUUAAACUGUCUGUUACGUAUUGAUGACGUCAUAGUGAUGACGUCAGUGGCGCCGACAGCGAACGACAGCUUGGGCGGUCGAAGUGUUGGUUUAAGUGAAAUCUUAAAAACAAAGAACGGAAAUGACGUCACAGGUCGAAAUGACGUCAUCACACGAGAUGACGUCACGAAGAAAGUUAAGAUAAACUGGAACCGACGGUUCAGGAAAGAGCUUAGCUUCGGUAUGAUCGGUUUGGACGAAAAAAUGCCUCGGAAAUUUGCAACGUCUGCGUGGACGGAGUCACACACUCCCUACAUCGUAUACAGAACAAUUUGUUUCAUCCACGCGGUGGCGGUGUUGAGUUGGAAAGCUUCGAUUGAAAGCAUGAAGCCGGAAACUGAACAAAUGCCGUGGAUUCUGAGUUUCCCCGCAUGGACGUUUAUUCUCUACACAACCUACCACACGUUGGCGCUAGUACUCGCUACUUUUGAGUUUUUCCACGAUUGUCUUUGCAACGACGAUCUAGAUUGGUACCACAAGCUAUGUUGGGUGUUACAAAACGUGAGCUUUAACGGUUCAGUCUCGUGUUUUAUCGGGUCUGUUGUUUACUAUUUAUCCGUAGCGGCUUCUGAUCUACAAUUUAUGAAUUUGACAGAAUUUUUCAAAAGCGAUGACGUAAACCUCUACGUCAUAAGCGGGACUGUGAUGAUAAUAGACACCUUUAUUACAAACACUUCAGUUCGUAUCCUACACGUGAUAUACCCGGUCCUAUAUUACGUCAUUUAUUUUGUAUUUCAUAUUUACCGCUGGGGGUCGGGCCUUACCCCUAAGCUCAGGGUUCUCGACUAUGGGACUUUCCCUGAUUCGGCAGUGCCUUUCGCCAUAAUAACCGUUCUGGUCUACUGCCCAUUCAUACACGUCAUCGCCUACGUCAUCGACACGCUAAGAUGGAAGUUACUGAUCACGUGCGUACGACGUCACAGAAAACGUCUCCAUGACGUCAUGAGAGCGGCGGAAACAAGGGCGACAUCUAACGACAGCAGAUUCAUGAGCGCUGGAGGUUAUUCAAGAAUGCAAACAACAAGAGAAACAGUAGAAGGGAAACAAUGGGAAAGUGCAAACUAGAUUUGAACCAGCGUUAUAUAAACAUAUAUUCUAAAUGGGUUGGGCCCCAUGAUUUAGCCCAGAGUUGCCCAUUACCCCAACAUUGUAUAUGCACAUUCUAUUCUAUAUGGGUGAGCUCAUUGUCAAGGACCUGAGUUUUUAGGUCAUAUUUGGCUCAUUAUAACAUACAUCCUAAUGGCGUUAUAACAUACAUCCUAAUACAAUAAUAAUCCAGUUAUGUGCUACCAUCUAUUCUAGAACCCACUGUGGCAGUUUAUUGAAACUUAUAAACCGUGUAAGAUCCUAAAGCCGGGCAAGCAGUGGGACCUGAUACGUAUAAGCCAGAGUUGGCACGUUACCCAACACACGAGGUGCUACCAUACUGGACCCCACUGAUGCAGUAUAGGGAUACUCAAUGCUAAACAUAUUAAGAAAAAAUCAAUAAACUAAUGUACAUUUGCAAUUGA
Ciona intestinalis (vase tunicate) is the source of this 1701-nucleotide messenger RNA. The record is from RefSeq and is a predicted model, not a curated record. Lineage: Eukaryota; Metazoa; Chordata; Ascidiacea; Phlebobranchia; Cionidae.